Messenger RNA from Penicillium samsonianum, 366 nucleotides. RefSeq lists its product as uncharacterized. The record is from RefSeq and is a predicted model, not a curated record. NCBI's taxonomy places the organism in Eukaryota, Fungi, Ascomycota, Eurotiomycetes, Eurotiales, Aspergillaceae. Bases 1 to 366 code for a protein of 121 amino acids. The transcript has 3 exons.
AUGACCCUUACAUGGCUGGAAGGCGUACCUCAAGAUGCAGAAUCACAAUGUAAUCCUGAUUCAAACACCUCGACAUCGGUGAACGGGGGCAUCCAGUCACACACGCAUCAAAACACUACGCUGCUUCCAGACAGCCAAUGUCAAACUUACAAGAAGGGAACAAUGAGUCAGAGCAAGACCGCAGAACCGCUACCCCACGUGACGCACGAGUUCAACAAUUGCAAGUUUGAUGGCAGCACAAGCAUGAUAGUCGGCGGAACUGGUAGGGUGGUCAUUUGGAACCCGGACAAUGGUCUAGUUAUCCUCGCCAGCGGUGAUAGGAAUAAUGCCUGGUUCUUGAAGAACAUGUGCGGCUAUCGAGAGUAG